Molecule: messenger RNA, 2761 nt
Organism: Salmo salar (Atlantic salmon)
Lineage: Eukaryota; Metazoa; Chordata; Actinopteri; Salmoniformes; Salmonidae
Source: RefSeq, a predicted model, not a curated record
CCGCAACCUGUGAGUUACCUAAUACAUAUUGAAAGUUAAAGUAAAAAGCACCUAUGAGGCCGCCAUUUGUAGACAACUGGAUCAUGAAGGAGAACAAUCUAUGUCUUUCUGUGAAAUAUGUUGAGCAACAGUAAACUGCCUUGGACUUUCAUCCGCCGUCAUUUCUGAGGAACCGAUGGAAAUCUCCUGACGGCCUGGGGAGAGUGAAGAAAAUAUGGAGGAAGACAGGCUUUUAGGAGCAGCAUCUCCUGCUCCAAGCCAACUCUCCUUGAGAAGUGACCAUUCCAUGUAUCGACCAAUCGGAUUUACAAAUGGUGAUCUCAGGCUUUUGGGAGCAGCAUCUCCUGCUCCAAGCCAACUCUCCUUGAGAAGUGACCAUUCCAUGUAUCGACCAAUCGGAUUUACAAAUGGUGAUCUCAGUGGUAAACAGGAGAGGGUGGGGUCACCGUGUCUGUCCAUGAAGAGUGAUUGGUCCAUGGACAGGCCCAUUAUGUUUGGAAAAGGUGCCAGUUGUAAUCAGGAGAGGGUGUGGUCACCGUGUCUGUCCAUGAAGAGUGAUUGGUCCAUGGACAGGCCCAUUAUGUUUGGAAAAGAUGACCGUGAGCUGACAGCCAGUCUACUGACAGAGGACCACUUCAGAUGUUCAGUGUGUACAGAGGUUCUCAAAGAGCCAGUCUCCAUCCCAUGUGGACACAGUUACUGCAGACAGUGCAUUGAGACCUACUGGAACCAGCCUGACCAGACAGGAGAGUACGACUGCCCCCAGUGCAGCAAGAGAUUCAGAACACGUCCUGACCUCCUCACUAACUCAGCCUUGGAGAAGGUGAUUGAGAAACUCCACCAGGCAGGGUUCAAGGUCCCUGCUCUUCCCAAGUACUGCUACGCUGGACCUGGAGAUGUGGCCUGUGAUCUCUGCACUGAGAAACAGCUCAAAGCUGUGAAGUCCUGUCUGACCUGCACUGCCUCCUACUGUGAGAGCCAUGUCAGACAUCACUACACCGUAGCAGCUCUGCAGAGACACACCCUGGUGGAGGUGACUGGAAACCUGGAGCAGAAACUGUGCCAGCUGCACCACAGAGCUCUGGAGGUCUUCUGUAAGACAGACCAGGUUUCUGUUUGUCUGGUGUGUGCCUUGCAGGACCACAGAAACCAUGAUGUCAUAAAGAAUGAGAGAGAUACUGAAGAGGAAACCACCAAAACUCAGGAGGAACAGAUUGCCUCCAGGCUGGAAGCUAGACUCCAGAGAGAGAUCACGAUUCUACAACAUAAUACAGAGGAGCUUCCUGCUGACAACUCUGAGCAGAACGUCAAGAACACUACCAUUGAGCUGAACAAUCCUGCCAAGCAUUUCUGCAGAGGCCUGACUGAAGACUGGACAUCAGACAGUGUUGUGGUGGCUGCCCUCGGUCGUCCCUUAGAUCUUGGGAUGUUGUAUGACUGCCGCAGUGACUCAUUUUGUUCAGAUGUCAGUCUUUGGGAUAACAGUACAAUAGCCUUCAUGCGUCAGUCUCUACCGCGGCCUCUCACAGAGGUGAAGUGUAUUGAAGGAGACUCCCUUCAGGACAGAUUCAGGGCUCUGGAUGUGACCACUCCUCUCAGAGCCAGUGUCCUGUCUGGACUGGUGGAGGUUGGUGGUGCUGCUGGAUACCUGAACCAUCCUGUUCAGUCCACACUGCAGGACCGGGUCACUCUACAGUACAGAACCACUACCAGACUGGACAUGCUCAGUCACAGGGUGCUUCAGGAGGAGACAGACAGAACACAACGAAAGGCAACUCAUGUGGUCAUGGCUGUCCUCUAUGGAGCUCAAGCAUUCUUUAUCUUUGACAGCAAACAGAUCAGCGGACAACACAGUGGUGCAGGAGAGGCGGAUAUGCACAAUGUUGUGAAGAGGAUGAUGCCCACCUUCAGUGCAGAUCAGAUCUUUUCCGGCUUGAGUGACGAUGAAAAACCAAACAGUUUGUUGUAUCAGUGUACUCUCUACAGUGAUGUAGACCAUAUCAAUGGCUCCAUGACGUGUGACAGAGCUCUGCAAGUCUAUGAAACUCUCCCGAAGCACCUUGGACAGCAAGGAGAGAAAGCAGUGCCUCUGUACGCAUGGCUCUAUCCUCUGAAGAAUCUGGGACAUUCAGUUGAAAUCAUGCUCCUAUUGUUCACCAAGGCAGAGUGUGUGCUGGACCAUCUGAGGCAGGCCACCAUGAGAUGCCAGGAGAUAAUGACAGACUCCACCAAUAGUUGUGUGAUGAAAUGGUUUCCUGAUCUGACGUAUAAACUGUCUAGAUUAUCAGAGCUUCUGCAGAAGUACUGGUCAGAGUUUAAGAGAGAGCUGUCCAUGGCAGUAAAGACCAUGAGAGAGAGUGAAGGGGUGGAUGAAAACCGACUGAGAGACAUUCUCCAGAACCAUGACCAGUCUCCGUUCUGUCCUCAGUCCGUACAACUGUGGCUAAACAACAAGGCAGCGGAGGUGAAGGCUCUGAAUGUCUGUAAAACAAGAAACAUCCCCAUAAUGAAAUCACAGGAAGAGCUGGACGGUGUCCUCAGAUCCUUAAAGGACAGGAUACUGUGUUUCACUCUGACCUCCCUGGAGGAUGAAGAUCCAUUCCUCUCCACCAUGGAGCAGCACAAACACUCUGUACCAGAGAACACAAUGAACCAAUCUGAUCUCACUGGACAGCAGGAGACACACUAUGUACAAGAGAACAUCGUGAACCAAUCUGAUCUCACUGGACAGCAGGAGAAACACUAUGUACAAGAGAACCGU